Molecule: messenger RNA, 1508 nt
Organism: Bactrocera dorsalis (oriental fruit fly)
Lineage: Eukaryota; Metazoa; Arthropoda; Insecta; Diptera; Tephritidae
Exons: 2
Coding region: 437-1198 (253 amino acids)
Source: RefSeq, a predicted model, not a curated record
CAGAGACCGAACGCCGAAUGUCUCCUACCGACCGUCACCUGCCACUGCUUGUCUGUUUACAGCUGAUCCGUGUGUAGUGUGAAGAUGUCGGCCGCUUGUGGCAUGGCAAGGCAGGCCUUCUUGCGUUUGCCAUGAAUUUCUACUUUUAAGAAAAACAAAUUACAACGCAAAUCUCAUUUAUUUGCCGCAACUCGAGGCGUUCGCACCAAAUAUUUAACCUUAAGCGAUUGCGUUAUUAAGACUCUUCGGAAGGCAAACCGCGGUUCAUUCUCGAGUUGUAAGCAGUCUGUCUUGUGUCCUCGCAUUGCUUGACUAGUAAAAAUACAAAACAUCACCAGUUUCCUGUACACGGAUUUACAAGAAUAAAAAUUAAAUAAAUAAAAGUUAACCUUUAGAUAUUGUACCAAAAGAGAUCGCCUCAAAAAUAAUCAAAAACAUGCUAUCUACGCAUCAACAACUAACACCAAUAGAUCGCUAUGCUGUCGUUAUCGUGAUGCCCGCCAUAAUCUAUGCUCUGCUCUUCACACUGCCAAGCACCCUCGUCGGUGGGUAUACAAUCAAUUCAGAUAGGCUCUCAAAGCCCACCUCAGCGAUGGCCUCCAAAGUACUAUUUCAAAGUCCGUCGUUGGCAAACAUUUACAAAGAAAUGAUUGUAUCGUCGAAACCACUAAGUCUGCGCAAAUACGGCAAUGGUUCCAAGGUGAAAAAAACAAAAAAGGAAUCUAAAAUCUAUUACAUACCAAUACCUCCAAUGCCAUACCGCUACAUUCCCGGAGUGGGCUUUGAUUACCAGCCCAUGAAAAUUAAACCUAUAGUACAGGAGGAAGCGUUGCCGUCAAGUGGUAUGAAUCCUUUAAAUGAAGCAGCGCAGACGAGUUCUUCGAAUGCAGGAAAAGCAACCACCACCGUAGAUCAGCAUACCGCAACGAACCAGAAGACCAAAAAUAACUGGUAUAGGCCAGUAGAUAAUGGGAGCACAAACUAUAAAAUUUCGAAUAAAAACGAAUUUGACAUAGUGGCAAAUAGACCGCUAGACUUUAUAGGCGCCGACAGUAAACUCUAUCUCAUGGAUCGCGGAAAUUAUUACUUCAGUGGGCGGCCAUUUAGACUGCAGGUGGCGCAUGCGCAACCAAAGAAUCAACUAACGUCACUUAAUCUUAAAUCAAAACUAUAUUUUAAUAAAAAAAUUAUUUAUUAAAGAUAUUAUAUACGACCAAUAGAUCUGUUUUAAUUUCUUAUGUCGGAGCAGAAAAUUUUCUCUUCAACAAUUUCCUUGUUUACAGUUAAGCAUUUUUAAAUCCAUCGACCUUGCGAGUCCAUACAAACAAACUUACUAACCUAACCAACGCGCUCGCUUCCUUUUCUUUUGCCUUAGACAUAAAAUUUGUGAAAGUCAAACGCCGAUGAUUUUUCUUUUCUUAACAAAUUAAUAAUAUACAUAGGUACACGCUAAAAUACAGCAACAAAAGAUGCAAUUAUGGACUGAGAAAGCGUUCGCGAAGGUUGAA